This is a messenger RNA of Myxocyprinus asiaticus (Chinese sucker), 6459 nucleotides long. RefSeq names its product mucin-17-like. Gene Ontology annotation, biological process: cell-cell junction assembly. NCBI's taxonomy places the organism in Eukaryota, Metazoa, Chordata, Actinopteri, Cypriniformes, Catostomidae. The transcript has 14 exons. Bases 167 to 4996 code for a protein of 1609 amino acids. The record is from RefSeq and is a predicted model, not a curated record.
UCUGCCCUCUCAACGGAAAUGCAGUCUGUGUAAUAAAGCCACCGAGUUAACGGACGUAAAACCCUGGAUACGAAGACAUUAGGAGCUGAAACAUCUUCUGAUACGGCAUCUUUUUUUUUUUUCUUCAGUUUUUAUUUAUUUGAAUGAACGUCACUCAAGAGAAGAAAUGUCACUGACGCAUCGACUUUUCGUCUUAAUAGUAUUAAUCUCGACUUCAGCUGUAAUAGCUACAACCUCUGAGGCUCUCAACACAACCACAUCUAUGACAACCAAUUCCACAGGCAGCAUUGCCUUGACAACGAGACAGACUGAGGAAGUUUCAUCUACCACAAACUCCACAAAUCCCAGUGAUUUCACAACUAGCACAAUUAAUGUUACUUCUACUGUUAUUGGUGGACCAACAAGCAUUCCAUCUUGGAGCACAACUACAGUAUUCCCAAGCAAUAUCACGACUCCAGUCAUUCCAACGCAUGGUGGUAAUGUCACAUCUCUGCCUUCAUAUACUCAAAGCAACAUAACAAGCUCAUCCACAACUGCACCGGAAAAUGCUACAAGUUCAUCAGUGAGUACAAAAGGGAAUGCCACAAGUCCACUCCUAAGUACAUCAGGCCAUGUCACAUCUCCACCUACAACUGUAACAACGGCAGCCAACACCACAAGUCCACAUGUAUCUACACCAGGGAAUGCAACAAAACAUCCUGUAACUGCACCAGAAACUGCCACAAAUCCUCCUGUAGCUACACCAGGAAAUGCCACAACUUCUUUACCUGUGCCAGGGAACAGCACAACUCCAUUCCUAACUACAAGAGGCAAUACCACUAGUCCUCCUUUUAGUACAUCAGGCAACACUACAGAAACAAUUUCAACACCAAGCAGUGUCACUACUACAUCCCUAAUUACAGGAGGAAAUUCAACAAUUACAGCAGGCAAUGCUACUACAACACCAAACAAUACCACAACUGCACCUAUAACUACCCUAAGCAAUGGCACAUUUCCACCCUUAACCACACAUGUUUCAAUUCUUACUACACCUGGGAAUGCCACAGUUCCACCUGUAACAACAGCAGGCAACAGCACAAUGUCAGCUCUGACUACACCAGGCAAUGUCACAGCUCCACCUCAACCUACACAAGGACCAACAAGCAUUCCAUCUUGGAGCACAACUACAGUAUUCCCAAGCAAUGUCACAACUCCAGUCAUACCAACGCAUGGUGGUAAUCUCACAUCUCUACCUUUUUCUACUCAAAGCAACAUGACAAGCUCAUCCACAAUUACACUGGGAAAUGCUACAAUUUCAUCAGUGAGUACACCAGGGAAUGCCACAAUUCCACCCCUAACUACAUCAGGCCAUGCCACAUCUCCACCUACAACUAUAACAACAGCAGCCAACACCACAAGUCCACCUGUAUCUACACCAGGGAAUGCUACAAACCAUCCUGUAACUGCACCAGGAACUGCCACAAAUCCUCCAGUAACUAUACCAGGCAAUGCCACAACUUCUUUACCUGUACCAGUGAACAGCACAACUCCAUUCCUAACUACAAGAGGCAAUACCACUAGUCCUUCUUUUAGUACAUUAGGCAACACCACAGCAACAAUUUCAACACCAGGCAGUGUCACUACUAUACCCCUAAUUACAGCAGGAAAUUCAACAAUUACAGCACAAACUAUAUCAGGCAAUGCUACAACAACACCAAACAAUGCCACAACUCCACCCAUAACUACAUUUCCACCCUUAACCACACAUGUUUCAAUCCUAACUAUACCUGGAAAUGCAACAGUUCUGCCUGUAACAACAGCAGGCAACAGCACAACAUCAGCCCUGACUACACAAAGCAAUGUCACAGCUCCACCUCAACCUACACAAGGUAAUAUCACUAAUGGACCCCUAACUACACCAACCAAUACCACUAAUAUACCUACACCAACACAAGGUAAUGUCACUAAUCCACUGCUAACAACACCAAGGAAUGCUACAAUUACAUCCCAAACUACAAUAGCUAAUGCUACAGCAUCUCCAAUAAUAACACCAAGCAAUGGCACAACUCCACCCAUAACUACACUAGGAAAUGGCACUGCUUUACCCUUUACCACUCUUGGCACUACACUAGACAAUGCUUCAACUCUACUUCAAACUACACCAGGCAAUGCCACAACUCCCCCACCACUUAGUACCCCAGGUAAUGCUUCAACAUAUUCUGUUAUACCACCAGGAAAUGCCACAGCCCCACCCACAUCCAAUGCCACAACUCCCCUAAUGUCAACACCAGGCAAUGCCACAACACCACCCUUAACUACAGCAGGGAAUGGUACAACACAACUGAUUACACCAAACAAUGCCACAGCUCCAUUACUAACUACACCAGGCAAUAUUACUAUUCCACCCACAACAACACCAGGCAAUGCCACAACUCCCCCACCACUUACUACUCCGGGUAACACCACAUCUCCACUCACAUCCAAUGCCACAGCUCCAUUACUAACUACACUAGGCAAUAUUACUAUUCAACCCACAACAACACCAGGCAAUGCCACAACUCCCCCACCACUUACUACUCCGGGUAACACCACAUCUCCACUCACAUCCAAUGCCACAACUCCCCUAUUAACAACACCUGGCAAUGCUACAAUGCCACCCCUUACUACAGCAGGAAAUGGUACAACACAACCAACUACGCCAAAUAAUGCCACAGCUCCAUCACUAACUACAGCAGGGAAUAGUACUACACAACCCUUAACUACACCAGCUACAACAGGGAAUAGUACCACACAACCCUUAACUAUACCAGCUACAACAGGGAAUGGUACCACUCAACCCCUGACUUCAGCAGGGAACACUACAACACCAUCUAUUACUACACCAGGGAAUGCUACAACACCACCCAUCACUACACCAGUGAACACUACAAUACCACCCACCACUACACCAGGGAACACUACAACACCACCAAUCACUACAUUAGGGAACGGUACAACACCCCCCAUCACUACAACAGGAAACACUACAACAUCACCAAUCACUACACUAGGGAACUCUACAACACCACCCAACACUACACCAGGGAACGCUACAACACCACCAAUCACUACACUAGGGAAUGGUACAACACCCCCCAUCACUACAACAGGAAACACUACAACAUCACCAAUCACUACACUAGGGAAUGCUACAAUACCACCCACCACUACACCAGGGAAUGCUACAACACCACCCAUCACUACUCAAGAUAAUGCUACAACACUACCCAUUACUAUACCAGGGAAUGCUACAACACCACCAAUCACUACACUAGGGAACGGUACAACACCACCCAUCACUACACCAGGAAACACUACAACAUCACCAAUCACUACACUAGGGAACUCUACAACACCACCCAACACUACACCAGGGAAUGCUACAACACCACUCACCACUGCACCAGGGAACAGUACAACACCACUCAUUACUACACAAAGUAAUGCUACAACACUACCCAUUACUAUACCAGGGAGCACUACAACACCACCCAUCACUAUACCAGGGAAUGCUACAACACCACUCAUCACUACAUCAGUGAACACUACAACACCACACAUUACUAGACCAGGGAAUGCUACAACACCAGCCAUCACUACACCAGGAAAUGCUACUACACCAUUAACUACACCAGGGAAUUCUACAACACCCAUCACUACACCAGUAAAUGCUACCACACCACUAUCUACACCAGGGAAUGCCACAAUUUCCAUCACUACACCAGUAAAUGCUACCACACCACUAUCUACACCAGGGAAUGCCACAAUUUCCAUCACUACACCAGUAAAUGCUACCACACCACCAACUACACCAGGGAAUGCUACCACACCACUAACUACAACCGGGAAUGCUACAGCACCACCUCUAACCACAGGCAUCCCUACGAAUGGACCCAAUGUAACUACUAACCCAACUAACACCACAACACCACCAGCUACCUGUCCUGCAGUGCCCUGUCCACCCCUCGGUGUUUGUGUGAAUUCCACCUGUCAGUGUCUGGCAGGAACAAUUCUUUUAAAUAAUGCCUGUGUAGAAACUAAAACCUUCCCCAGUACACUUCGGGUGAACCGCAUUUUUGUAAAUGCUAUGAAGGAUCCCCAAUCACCUGAAUUCCAGCAAACUGCUAAUGAGAUAAUUUCUGCGGUAAAUAUAGCUCUGCGUAACCAGCCAAACUACAUAAAAAGCAAUGUCCUUAGUUUAAUGUCUGGCAGUGUAGUGGCCUCAGUAAACAGUUUUUUUGAGCUCAGUUCUCCAGCCACCCAGGAUUCGGUUGGAGUGGCCAUGAAUACUGCUAUAAAAGAGUGCGAGGAGGUGAACUGUGAUAUUCUUGCUAAUGCUACAUAUGUGGAAACUGAUCUGUGUCAGCAGGAGCCUUCUCCUUGUGAUGUUGUCACUACAGAUUGUACAUUCAGAGAUGGUCUUGCUAAAUGUGCCUGCAAAAUAGGCCAUGUACCCAGCCCUUACCAGAGCAAGAGCUGUACAGUCUGCCCCAGUGGAAAGAAAGCACAAGGAGAAAACUGUGUUCCAUGUCCAUUUGGCUAUUCUGGAUUCAACUGUGAUGACUCUUCUUUGAUUGCUCUAGUGGUGGUGGCUUGUGUGUUAGGGGGAGUUCUGCUCAUUGUGAUUUUGGCUGUGCUCAUCUACCUCUGUGUGACUCAUCGCUUGAGAAAGUCUAAGGAAUAUCUGUACAACACCCCAUACCCUGCUGAGGAGUUCCAGUCCACAUGGUCCUCUCAGGGCAUCAUUCCUAUUCCUCGUGCCACUCUCAGUGCCAGCAAUGAUGCCAGUGACACCACUUUGGAGAUGACUGAGGGGGCAGGCAAAAGGAAUAGCCAUAGUAAUGGAUUGGCAGGUUCAUAUGACCUCGCCACAGAUGGCCUGAAGACCUUUAAGGGAGAAUACCCCUCACGCUACUCUUAUUUGGUAGGUCAUGAAAACCCCUACUUUCUGGCAGAAGACAACAAGAGAACCACAUGAAGAAAGUAGCAGAGGGAAGGGAUAGGGUACAAGUGUAUAAGAGCAAACUUACGAGAGGAGGCAAAGGAAAAGAGUGCUAUAACAACAUUAUAAGAAUGCCUUGGAUCAAAAAUAAGAAGUCUCCCUGUUUCAGGAAAGUUACAACUGUUGAAACCCUUUGGCUGAUCACAGAUGCAAAGAACACCCACAAGUGGUAUUUGAGAGAUCCAUCAUUUUAAAACUUUUUUACAUUUUUGUUUCCUUUUAUAAUUUUAAAUGACUUUCACCCAUGAUAAAAUGCUCACUUCUUGAAGUGCAUUAAUGAUUGGGUUACUUAUACACACCAUGCACUGACUCAACUGUCACACAAUACAACAAAACAAAGAUGUCUUAUGUAUGAUAAUGAGUGCACUGGACAUUGAUCACAACAUUCACCUGUUGAUAUUUGCAUUCAUUGUUUUCAUUUUUUACCAUGUUUCAUCUGCAAAUUUUUUGUACAUGCAACAAUUAGGGUCAUUAUCUUUCAGAAGAAUGUAAUAUUGAACAACAUUUCAAUUUUUAAACAAAAGAUAUACUAUUAUAAAUGAUUUAAUGCACAUAAACCUAUAAGCCUUGUAUGGCAAAAGUUGUGAAAAGAUUCUUCAAAAAGUUCUCUUUUUUUUUUUUUUUUUUUUUUUUCCCAAGACAAUUUAGAAUGAAAUGAGGGUGUGUAUCAACAACACAUUAUGUACUGUAAUAACACCACAUUUUGUAAAACCUUUUCAAAAUGUAAUGAAAUGUGGUAUUGUUACAUAAUGCAAUGCAGGGUAAGUAAAUAAUGACAGAAUUUUUAUUUUUGAGGUGAACAAUUUUUUUUUAACAAAAGAUAUACUAUUAUAAAUGAUUUAAUGUUAAACCAAAUUUCAACAUGUUUUACUGUAUUUAACAUACCUGUGGAAGCAAUAAGGGAUGGAGUACAAGAUGUAAUCCAGAAUACCAACAUUCUGAUAGCAUCUAAUCCCCAUUUAUUUUAACUGCACUUUGCAAUAGAGAGCAUCUCAAAUCUUAUGUUUGUGUGUGUGUGUCCGUUUAUAACUUUAAGCUAUGAUUAUGUCUAUUAGAAAGGUUACUCAAUUAUGAAUUAUUGGUUGAUAUUCAUUUUUACAAAGAAUUAUUUUUAUUUAUUUUUUCAAUCAGGACAGUUCAUGCAUUCUGAAAUUAAUCUCUGUGCCUGACUUUGAUGCUGUCAUUUGAAUGGGAGAAUGCAAUAAAGGGGAGCUUUUAAAAUGUAUUAUAUAAAAUUCUGUAGUUGUGCCAAUGAUCAUAUUUAUUCAGAUCAGAACAUGAAGUUGUUUACUCAACUCUAUUUGGUUCAUAUUUACUUAUUUAUGUUUACUAGACUACUUUCUGUACAUAAGGCUUUUGUAAAAAACAAACAAACAAAAAAAAAACAAAGUGAUUCAUCUUAUUCUGUAUUUUGGAAACAAAUAAAUUAUAAAGAUGUA